Alligator mississippiensis (American alligator) is the source of this 5210-nucleotide messenger RNA. It is a transcript of the gene KCNAB2, whose product is annotated as potassium voltage-gated channel subfamily A regulatory beta subunit 2. Gene Ontology annotation, molecular function: transmembrane transporter binding; voltage-gated potassium channel activity; potassium channel regulator activity. Gene Ontology annotation, biological process: potassium ion transport; regulation of action potential; regulation of potassium ion transmembrane transport. Bases 325 to 1473 code for a protein of 382 amino acids. NCBI's taxonomy places the organism in Eukaryota, Metazoa, Chordata, Crocodylia, Alligatoridae. Gene Ontology annotation, cellular component: cytoplasm; juxtaparanode region of axon; membrane. The transcript is spliced from 19 exons. The record is from RefSeq and is a predicted model, not a curated record.
GGGGCUUCUCCCCCACGAGGGCGAGGAUGCUCGGGGCAGCGCGGGACGGCGCGGAGCGCAGCGGCGGUGGUUGCCAGGUUUCCAAUGACGCUUAUUGCUGCCAUGUCUGUGAGCCUCACAAGUCUGAAUGAAUUCACUCUCACCACUGCCAACCCUUCAGCAAGUAUUUCACAGAUAGAGGAACUGAGGCAUCUCCACCUAUUCAUUUCACUGACUGACUCCUUUCUGUAUUGUGAAACAGAGGAAACAGAAGCUCCCUCACUGCCUGCGGUGAAAGCGAAAGAGUAAAAAAGGAAACUGAGUUUGAAAACUGAGGCUGGCUCCAUGUAUCCAGAAUCCACUACUGACUCCCCCGCCAGACUCUCGCUAAGACAGACGGGCUCUCCCGGGAUGAUUUACAGUGCUCGGUACGGGAGUCCCAAACGACAGCUGCAGUUCUACAGAAACCUUGGCAAGUCGGGGUUGCGAGUGUCGUGCCUGGGCUUAGGAACAUGGGUAACGUUUGGAGGACAGAUUACAGACGAGAUGGCAGAACAGCUGAUGACCUUAGCCUAUGACAAUGGCAUUAACCUGUUUGAUACAGCAGAAGUCUAUGCUGCUGGGAAGGCUGAAGUUGUGCUAGGAAAUAUAAUUAAGAAGAAAGGAUGGAGGCGGUCCAGCCUGGUCAUAACCACCAAGAUCUUCUGGGGAGGAAAAGCAGAGACAGAGAGGGGGCUGUCCCGAAAACACAUCAUAGAAGGUCUGAAGGCUUCAUUAGAGCGGCUGCAGUUGGAGUAUGUGGAUGUGGUGUUUGCAAACAGACCGGAUCCCAACACCCCAAUGGAAGGGGACCCAUUUAGUUCUUCCAAGUCAAGAACAUUCAUCAUAGAAGAGACGGUGAGAGCCAUGACCCACGUUAUCAACCAGGGGAUGGCCAUGUACUGGGGAACAUCACGCUGGAGCUCUAUGGAAAUCAUGGAAGCCUACUCAGUGGCACGGCAAUUCAACCUCAUCCCACCAAUCUGUGAGCAGGCUGAGUACCACAUGUUCCAGCGAGAGAAGGUGGAGGUGCAGCUUCCUGAGCUCUUUCACAAGAUAGGAGUCGGUGCCAUGACUUGGUCCCCACUGGCCUGCGGAAUCGUGUCUGGGAAAUAUGAUGGCGGCAUCCCCCCCUACUCCAGGGCUUCCCUGAAGGGGUAUCAGUGGCUGAAAGACAAGAUCCUGAGUGAAGAGGGCAGGAGGCAGCAAGCCAAGCUGAAGGAGCUGCAGGCCAUUGCAGAACGGCUGGGCUGCACCCUGCCCCAGCUCGCCAUCGCCUGGUGUCUGAGAAAUGAAGGAGUCAGCUCAGUGUUGCUAGGCGCUUCCAAUGCAGACCAGUUAAUGGAGAAUAUUGGAGCAAUACAGGUUCUUCCAAAAUUGUCCUCUUCCAUUAUACACGAGAUUGAUAGUAUUUUGGGCAAUAAACCAUACAGCAAAAAGGACUACCGAUCCUAAUUGUUCGUACUGUCUGCCUGGACUCACUGUUAACUUCGAGUCUCCUGUUCGCUUGCUUAAGCUUUAUUGAAGCAAAGUGAAGAGUGUGGUUUGCAUCAAAGAGUCCAUCAUGUCAAGAUGUUCUAGAGAAAUCGUUUAAAAUAUCGCUGCAAGACAACAUAUGCUUCUUACAUAACAUUUAUUUUGAAUGCAAGAAAAGUCACAGAUUGGGAAGAGUGUGAAAGCCAUCAUUCCCCGCCCCCACCCCCCCAGAUGAUUAGCCUCUGCGCUUCCUUUUUCAAAGAAGAGACCACCUCAAACAUGCGCAGCACCACUGUUCUCCAUGAAUUCAGGCUCCCAUGCAGUUUGCUUGAGUAUUCCAACUUAGCCUGUGUACUGCUUAACUGGAAGAAUUAUUAUGAAAAGAAAAAGGUGAUGCUGGCUUCACAGGGAUCUGGCUAAUGUGAGCUUGGAGGACUAGCCUGGGAUAACACCUAGGCAGGUUAGAAACCAUUGUUUUGGACUAGUGCAUGCAUCUCCUGACUGUUCCUGUUAUUUCAUGUACUUUAUUUUGUUUUUUUUUAUUUUCUCUUAUUCAAUGUGAACCAUCCAGGCCACUGACAGCAGCUGUGAAUGCCUUUAAUCUGCAAGCCAGUCGCCUCCCCACCCCUUUGGGUUGCGCAGUUUGGCAGGGUACAUUGUAUUUAUUUCCAGUGCCUAAUGUUGCCCUUUUGCAAUGCUGUUGAUGUUCACAGUGGAUCUGGCACAAGCCUGGAGCCCACUCAGUUCCAUUCAGUGGGCUUUUUUGCUUUGCCAUGUCCUAUAGUCUAUAUUCAGCCCAAGCUUCUGUUGGUGUCAGUUGGCUUCACUGGGAGCAUCCCUGAGGAUGGACCGGAUGAUGCGGCUGUUCUGGAAUGGCAGUGGUGCACUGACUCUGAAGGCACUGACCUGAGAAUCGCUCUGACUGGCAGAAAAAAAGCACAAAAUGGGAGGUGGUAACUUAGCAUAAUGAAACCUGAAAGAGAUCCAUGUUAUGUAUUUCAUGCAUUUUUAUGUUUUUUACAUUUCAGAUUAGUUCUUAGUGCUCGCUGUAGUUCAGAAUCCAGUCCUUUUGGUAAUCUUUGUCCAAGAUGCAUUCAGCUUUAGUUUUAGCUGCCUGAUUUUCAUAGCUGCCUAGAAUUUGUUAUGAUAAAGUUGAAAGAGCUUGUCUUGCCUCAGUCAAGCAUUGGAGCAGACAGGAGUUUAUCUUGUGUGUGUUUAGAGGACAGUUGUCAAGCAUCAUUGCCAACUGUACACAAAAAGUGGAACUGAGCAAUUGAAAUCCAGCAGCAAGAGGUGUAUUGCUGAGAGUCAUUUGUCUUUGUACACACACAUUCUUGUUGCGAAUGCCCAACAUGUUGGCAGCCACAGCACGAGACCAACUUCCCCGAACAUUCAGCCUGAGUCUGUGUGUACAUCCUUCACUCAUCCCCUCCUUGCACCGGUAACAAUGAGAGAAGUGUUGAUUUUAGCAGCUUAUUCCUUCUUCCCAGAUGAAGUACUUGGGUAGACUGCUGAUUUCCCCAUUCUCUUCUAAAGAUUAGCCUCAUCACAGAAAGAGCAUGAGCACAGCAAGAAAUUGGGCAGUCAUUAGAAUGCUCUGAUCACUGGUAACUACUGCUGGAAUUUGGGAUGAUGAUAGUCAACAAGCACGUGGCAUGUUUAUGCAGUUCCUGUCCCACACUCUUGUGUUGUGCCGCUGGGACUGCUGCCACGUUCCACUCCAGAGGGGACUGCAUUUCAUUGCUGUUUAGAGCAAUCCCUUUGGGAUGCUUCUGCUCCUUAGGUGCUGUCAAAUAAAGUGGUUCACAGCAGGGGACUUGAUGUCACAGCCACAGAUGUUUACAGUACACUGCACAAAGCUGUGGAUUUGUGGUUUCUGCUACAAGAUUUCAUUUCCUUGUAACCACUGUACCCUAGGAAAAAAAGUGAAUACUUCUUGGGAGCAUAGAAAUGUAUCUGAUAUGCAGCCUGCCCUCUGUCCAAGGGCACAAAAUUAUUCAAGCACUUAAGGCUAAGAGAAGCAUAUCUAAUGUGAAUCUUUCAUAAAAAGGCAGAUCAAUACCAAUGAAUAAGGAUAAAGCAGCUGUGCUGGGAAAUGCAUUUUUUCCUGGCAGCAGUCACUUUUUGCACUGUUCUGAAUAUGAUCUUCUGUAUUUUUACAAAUGCUCAUGACCCCAGCUUCACAGGCGUUGGGGUCCCUUCUGGUGCUCCAGGUACAGCUCAAUCCUUAGUACACCCCACAACCCUAGACAGCUUCCCUGCAGUGGCUGCAGUGUUUGUCCUCAUCUGCUGCCCUCCAGCUCCAUUUGUCCACUCAGGUUAGGAGCCAGGGGGCUGAUCCAUGCUGAGUAGCACUGAGAGUGGAUAAGCAUCUUCCAGACCAGCUACAGCUAGCUGUUCCUUACAUUAUACAAUGAAAAUUCAGUCUACAAUGAAAAUGAGCAAAUAAAUUGUUCUCUCUUAGGAACAACAACCUACUCCUGGCAUGGGGAAUGUGGAUAUCUCCUCAUGCAUGGCAGUGGCUCUGGGCUUGUCCCAGAAGCUGUCAGAGAAGGCUAGGACCUUCCAUGUCCCUGUGAGUUUGGGUUUUGAGUUAUGUCCAAGAGGUAAAUCCUGGCCUCUUCCAUGAACAUGAGGCCCAGUUGCUUUUCUUUGCUGCUUCACCGGAGUGGCCGCACGUCAAUUUUCAGACCAGCAGAGUAGGUAACAAGAAAAGGCAGAUGGUUUCCAUGAGAGUAAGUAUUGCUAUAUGCCAUCUUCUUUUCCAGUCUGCUCACCCUUUCAGAGCAGACUAGCCCUGUGCCUUGGGUGACCAUCUCACAAACCCAUAAAGGAGAAUAUCCAUAGCUAAUGUCAUGUUCCCAGAGGAGCUGUGCUGAACCAGUGGGUGAAAAUGUGCCUAGGUGCAGACUUGUUGAGCCAGAGCAACCCCUUGGGGACCUGCAUGGCCUCUGCCUUGUGUGUCACAGGCAUUUUUUCUUAAUGGUGUAAGUGCGUGACAGUAAAGCUGUCUCUGUGCCCAUCAGCCAUCCUUAGGCUAAACCCGUCUGUGCACUGUGCUCUUGUCAGACCUUUGACAGUGCUGGUUUUCAGUCUCUGAGAGUAAGCUCUGCCGUCUCCUGCCCAAAAGUGAUGCUGUCUCAGGGGCUGUCUUAGCAGUGCUGCACCCAUCCAUUUAACAGGUUGGAGAACAACAUAGGUGGGGAACCAGCACUAGGAUCCAGCACGUUCUGUAGCCAGCCCUUGUCUCUUCACAAAGCUCACUUCAGCACUGAGUGACCUUUCCCAUCCAAACCCCUGUGCCCUGCACUGGGGCAUCUACUUUUUGCUUCCUUGUGUUUGCUGUCGGACAAGUUCCACUUCCUCCAGGAAGCAAGAGCCUAGAGAGGGAAGGCGCUCCCCCAGCUCUCCUUGCACUGGAGGUUCUGUGCUUUCAUCUCCUUGCUGGGGGCCCUGCUGCCUGCCCUGACAAUGUCACUGCCUCUGGCCUCUGAAGAACAGGGGUGGUUAUCCCCCUGUCCUACAUUAAAUCCAUGUAUGUAAAUAAAAUGCUUACUUUUUUAUCUGUAUCUGUAGAGAUUGAGAGAGAGACUGAUUAUCAAGCUAACUGCAAAACCUAUAGACCAAGAUUGCUGAAUGCAUUGUACUUCUGAAUGAAGAUUCAGAUGUUCCCCAGCUCCUGUAUUUAAGGAAUGACAAUUAAAUUACGAGCCUUA